Molecule: messenger RNA, 1026 nt
Organism: Penicillium lagena
Lineage: Eukaryota; Fungi; Ascomycota; Eurotiomycetes; Eurotiales; Aspergillaceae
Product: NAD(P)-dependent alcohol dehydrogenase
Exons: 1
Coding region: 1-1026 (341 amino acids)
Molecular function (GO): oxidoreductase activity
Source: RefSeq, a predicted model, not a curated record
AUGGCCUCAGCGAAACAGCCAUCCACCAUGAAAGCCUGGCUCUACAGUACCACCGCCGGCGGUCUCGAUAAGAACCUAUCUUUAGACAAAGCCGCCCGCGCACCACCCACUCUCCGCGGCGACGAAGUCCUAAUCGAAGUGACAUCAGCCGCGCUCAACCCCGCCGACUACAAAGUCCCCGAAAUGGGACUCCCAGCACGCCUGGUUAUCGGAAUGCCCGCCAGCCCGGGGCUAGACUUCUGUGGCCGUGUUGCCGCCACGGGGCCCGAUGUCACCGACUUCAAACCGGACGACGAGGUCUUCGGCAGCCAUAACCAGCCUGUCAAGUUCGGGGCACUGGGUGGGUACACGGUUAGUCGGGCGAGCAUAAUAGCCCACCUCCCGGAGGGAGUGAACCCUGACCACGCGGCUGGCUUGGGCAUCGCGGGCCAAUCGGCGUACCAGGCCCUAAACGGGUACAAACACGUGCAUUCCGGCGCGAAAGUCUUCAUCAACGGCGGAUCCGGCGGGUGUGGCGUCUUCGCUAUCCAGAUCGCGAAGCAGAUGGGGUGUCAUGUUACGACCACGUGUUCGACGCGCAACGUCGAGUUCUGCCGCGCCCUCGGCGCAGACGAGGUCAUCGACUACACCGCUGUCGAGGACUUGCCAGCCGAGCUGCGCACGCGAGGGGUGAUCUUUGAUCAUAUCCUCGACCACAUCGGCACCCCUGCUGCUCUGUACCGCGAGUCGCAUCAUUUCCUGCGCGAGGGCGGGGCCUUUGUCCAAGUUGGUGCGUCGGCUUUUACGACUUUUGCGGAGAGGCUGGUGCGUCCUGGGUUUUUGGGCGGGGGGAAGAGGAAGUAUGUCAUUUUCUUCUACAAGAAUACGCAGGAGCAUAUUCGGAUCCUGGGGGAUUGGGUUGCAAAGGGGAAAGUCGCGGUUGAGCUGGAUAGUGUCUAUGAGUUUGAGGAUGCGGUGCAAGCGUUUCAAAAGUUGAGGUCUGGGAGGGCUAGGGGGAAAAUUAUUGUUCAUGUGGGCUCGCCUUGA